This is a messenger RNA of Gigantopelta aegis, 1692 nucleotides long. RefSeq names its product KRAB-A domain-containing protein 2-like. The coding region runs from base 1 to 1692 and encodes 563 amino acids. Lineage: Eukaryota; Metazoa; Mollusca; Gastropoda; Neomphalida; Peltospiridae. Gene Ontology annotation, biological process: DNA integration. The record is from RefSeq and is a predicted model, not a curated record. The transcript is spliced from 2 exons. Gene Ontology annotation, molecular function: nucleic acid binding.
AUGCUAGAAUAUCUCAAAACAGCAGCAGCUGAUACUGGAACAAAGAGCAGACAUGGAUACUAUCUGCUAUCAAAGUUUGAGAUACUGCAGUGUGGCGAUGUUGAAAAACUCAUCAAAAAGCGCGUUAACCCAAGGGAGAAUCCUGUUUAUUAUGUUAGCAUAGAAGAAACAUAUGAUGUGGUUAGGCGUGCACAUAUAGCCACAGGACAUGGUGGUCGAGAUCGCAUGACCAAAGAAAGCAACAAAAAGUAUGCAAACAUCACUCGCGAUGUUCUCAAUCUGUUCAAGUCUUAUUGUCAUGAAUGUCAGAAGAAACGUAAGCGCCCAAGGAUUAAGGGUGUUGUAGUGCGCCCCAUUCUCACAAAUGAGUUCGCUUCUCGCGCACAAAUUGAUCUUAUUGAUAUGCAGUCCAUGGCCCAAAAAUCAUUUAAGUGGAUUUUUGUCUAUCAAGACCACCUAACCAAGUGUGUCAUUCUUCGAGCCCUAACUUCAAAGCGUGCUGCUGAGGUCGCUCAUCACCUGCUUGAUAUAUUCCUUCUCAUUGGUGCCCCAUCUAUUCUCCAGAGCGACAAUGGAAGUGAAUUCACAGCAGAGGUUAUCAGUGAACUGAACAUUGUGUGGCCCAGGCUGGUUAUGGUCCAUGGUAAACCUCGACACCCUCAAAGUCAGGGGUCUGUGGAAAGGGCAAAUGGUGAUAUCAAGGAUAUGCUUGUUGCAUGGAUGGGAGAUAAUGACACAAAUGAUUGGUCAGUAGGCAUAAAAUGUGUUCAAUUCCAAAAGAAUUCGAGUUAUCAUUCAGGAAUACAGAGAUCGCCAUAUGCUGCCAUGUUUGGAUGUGAAGCCAAAGUUGGCUUAACAUUGUCGUCUUUGCCAACAGAAGUAGUUGUACGGAUGCAAAGUGAGGAUGAUCUUAUAUCUGCCAUAUCCAAUGUACCAAUCGUCCUAGAACAUACUGCUGCUGAUAUACACGAAUCAGUACCAAGCACCAGUCAGGAACCAGCACCGAGCAGCAGUCAUGAAGUCAUGCCAAACACUAGUCAGGAACCAGAUGAGUGGGACAGUAGACUUGACCCUGAAAUGUCAUUGCUCUCAGCCAUAACUGAUUUAGUUUUAGAUUUAGCACCAGAGUAUGGUGGUCCACAUUUGAUGAGUCCUGCUCCAGUUACUGUCUCGGCUGAUUUACUCAACGCUCGUAUAGACAGUAUCUUAAAUGAGAGAAAUGGUGCGAGUUCCUCCCAGAUGACUCAGGCUGAGCGUAUGGUCAAGAGAAGUAAACUGGAGCUAACAAGUGGACAGGUGGGAGACAACGUAGCUGUACCUAUCCCUCUUGUGGAUAGGGGACGCGGUGACCCACGAAAUAUUCUCGGAAUAAUCAUAGACCGUGAUGAGAACGAUAUGUACACAAUUUGUGUGAAAGCAGGGAUUCUAAAAGGGAAGUUUACACGCAGUCAGUUUGAUUUGUGCCCCCAGCGUUUACUUACUGAUGCUGAUGUAAACCAGACGAAGUCAGUGACCGUGCGCCAAGGUGUUAAUCAUGAAUCCAACUGUGGUGGACAGGGAUAUAUAGCCUUGUGUGCAAAAACAAGUGAUCUUUCUAUACCAAUAUGUUACUUUCAUAAUUUGACACUGACUACUUGGUUAAUAUUCAACUUCAUCUUCAUCUAUUUUACUACAACUUCUGAAAUGAUUUGA